AUGAGCUCUGGCUCUGCCCAGGAUGUGGCAGUCGAGCAUUUCCUGCGUGACAUAGAGAGGCGAAGCAAGCGGCUACACUGCGCUGUGAUAGGCUGCGAGGAGGAGCGACCCCGCAGCGACAUGAACCUGCUGUAUCGUAAGAGCCGUUUGGACUGGAGGCAGAGGGACCAAGAGGGAAGUAAAAAGAGCUCCAAUCAAAACGACCCCUCAGCCACUGUUGGCAAAGUCAGAGACUUGGCUUCUUUCCGCCGACACUUCCGGAUGGGUUUCAUGACCAUGCCAGCCUCCCAGGACCUGUCCCCUCACUCUUGUGCCUCCGCCAUGGCGCCGCGCUCGCAGUCCUGCCAUGCUGUAGGUGCUGGGGAUACAGGUCUGGAAAACGGAGAUUACUCUGACACCCAAUCCCAACACUGUGGCCGCUGCCCCCCAACCAAACCCAAACGUCACCCCAGCACUCGCCUCAGCUGCUCAUCCACUGACGGCAGAGGACUUAUUGACACACCGCCACCUCUUGCGUCCUCUCACUCACAGGCCAAACACUCAGAGAAGAAAAAUGCCAUGAAGAAGUCUGACUCUGGAGAGAUCGGAGGAAAGAAGGUGCCUCCUUUAAAGCCCAAGAGAAGUCCCAGCACCCAGCUUUCCUUUGACCCUCUCCCUCCACGUGUGCCUCCUUCUGCCACAUCCUUGCCUUUUCAGGCAGCGGACUCUCAGAAUCAGACAGGGGACGGAGAGGAUGAGCCGGUCUAUAUAGAGAUGGUGGGCCAAGUGUUCACGAGAGACAGCCAGACAGCCACCCCCCAUCCUGUCACACCUGUGGCCACCACGCCGGACUCUGACUCAGACCAGAGUGAGGCCAUCUAUGAGGAGAUGAAAUACCCGCUGCAAGAGGACAGAGACGCCCAUAGACACCUCCCUCACAAACAUCAGAAACUGAAAAACUCUAAACACUUCCAUGUCACCCCUUCCUCCUCCAGCAGCUCCUCGUCUCUGCCACGCCCCUCCUCUUCCUCUCCUUCCUACUCCAAAUCCAAAGCUACCGUGUCGAUCUCCCAUUCGUCUCCUCUGCCUUCCUCUGCAUCCUCCACCCCUGUCCCCCAGGUGCUCUCCACUAGUCCACACACACCACGAGCUCCUACUCCCUACCUGCUGCAAGGGACUAAAUCCGAGUCAGAGUCCAACACGAAGAUCCCAGCCCCUUUCCCCAAUCUUCUACAACACCGGCCCCCACUGCUUGCCUUCCCACAGCCUGCAGCAGCCUCCAGCGGGGUCGGGGUGCAAAACAAGUCUGCGUCUGCUAAAAUGGGAACUCAAACAUCCAGCGUGACAACUCAAGCCAGCACCUCCUCCACAACUUGUUCCAAUGUUCCCUCGUCGCAGUCAAACUCCAAGGAGUCGUCAGGAGGAAGUGCAUCCCAGCAGGACAAACACAGCAGGGAGGCCCAGUUGGGCCCCGCUCCCGGACUGAGAGCCAGGAGCCACUCCACACCUCUGCCCCCCUCCUCCAAAUCCACCUCCCCUUUCUCCCAUCACCACCACCACCCUCACCAUCGCCCCUCGCACUACCACCACUAUCGCAAGCCAGAGAGAGGAGACUCUCCCGCGCCACUCAAGAGCAGUUCUCAGAACCAGACCACAGUCCAGACCCAAACCUCAAGUACAGGCAGGGAGAGUAAGUCUGUUAGCUUCCUCUUGAAGUCUGAUAAAGGAGAGAGGGAUAAGGACAGGGAUAGGGAAAGGGACAGAGACAGGGUGAGAGACAGAGACAGAGACAGAGACAGAGACAGAGACAGGGACAGGGACCGAGACAAAGAUAGGGACAGGGACCGAGAUAGGGAUAGGGAUAGGGAUAAGGACAGAGAAAGAGAAAGGGACAGGGACAGGGACAGGGACAGGGAUCGAGAUAGGGACGGAGGGCCGUACUCCUUACAGUUGGAUCACAUCCCCUCCACAUCUAAAAGCAGCACCAGCUCAACCCCUACGCCAUUAUCCUCAUCCCAGCGUCCUCACUCUCGACCCCAUCUUCGCUCUCACACUCCUCACGGCCUGCCAGCAUACAAGCCUCCCUCCUCGGACAGCCCCCUGCUGUGGACCUACCCCUCCGGUGGCUUCCGGAGACCGCCGGCUUACGAGAGCUUGCGAGGAAGCUCUCAGACGCCGACCCUGCAACAGCCCUCAAGUCUUACUGGUGUAGGCGAGAGGGUAAUCAAGAGCAAUGGAGGGUCUUCGUCCCUCCAUUCUAAAGUUGGCUUCAUGCCCUGGGACAGCAGUGCCAGCUUAGCUGCAGAUGAGGGAUCUUACUGGCCUAUGCAGAGGAAAUUGUCCUUCAGCCAUGGGAGCAGAGAGACAGAGAAGGACGAAGGGCGUGCGUGGAAUGGCAGUGCUGAUGCCCUACUAAGGAUGGAUAAGGAGGACCUUGGCAUGGGGUCUCGAGGAGGCCACUCGGGCAUCCCAGUCCACUUCAGUGGGGCCACCAGCAGGUCGCUCGGUCACAGUGAGUCCUUGACUGGUGUGGACAGCAGCCCGGGUUUCAGAGCCCUGCCCAGAGUCGGUCUACCUCUUCCCUGCCAGACUUUCCCUGCCUGUCGCAAUGGAGAAGUGGGGCGGCUGGGCCGCUCCUCCUCUGCUGCUGGCGUGAGACAGGCGGGUGGAGGAGACGUCCAGAGACAGAGCAGCCUACCAGCCCGAGAAGCCCUGAAUCAGCGGCAUGGUCUGGCCCAGCCUCAAGUGCCCUGCAGUCCCAGCAGUCCCAGUGUGUCUCGGCAGCAGCAGCAACUUCAGCUCCACCAGCAGCAGCUGCAGUUAAAGCAGCAGCUCCAACAGCUUCAGCAACAGCACCACCUGCAGUUGCAGUUCCAGCAGCUCGCCCAGCUGGCGCAGGGACAGCCUCCUGUCAGCGGGGGCACCACCCAGUCCGCAGCGCAGAGCCAGAGAGACGGUAAGCUGCUGGAGGUCAUCGAGCGUAAACGCUGCCUGUGCAAAGAGAUCAAGGCCCACAGGCGCCCUGACAAAAGCCUGUGCAAGCAGGACAGCAUGCCCAUCCUCCCUAGUUGGAGACGGACACCUGAGCCUCGUAAGACUGGCACGCCACCCUGCCAGAGGCCGCAGGCCGUCGUGUGGGACACCGCUAUCUGA
Molecule: messenger RNA, 3132 nt
Organism: Cyclopterus lumpus (lumpfish)
Lineage: Eukaryota; Metazoa; Chordata; Actinopteri; Perciformes; Cyclopteridae
Product: neuronal tyrosine-phosphorylated phosphoinositide-3-kinase adapter 1
Exons: 7
Coding region: 1-3132 (1043 amino acids)
Biological process (GO): phosphatidylinositol 3-kinase/protein kinase B signal transduction; neuron projection morphogenesis
Source: RefSeq, a predicted model, not a curated record